AUGGAACAGCAACAACAGCAACAAACUCCAUCGCUGGACGAUUGCUUGAAGCUAUUGAAAGGCGAGAGAGACGAGCAACGCCUUGCCGGUCUUCUUCUAGUGACCAAGUUUUGCAAAGGAGACGACGUCGUUGCUCUUUGUAAAGUUUACGAAGCAGUUGGUGUUCAAUUUCUCGACCGACUCUUAAGAACUGGUAUGGGUAAAGGGAGUACUAGUGGAGGAGACAAUAGGGACGUGUAUUUGCAGUUAUCAGUUACGGUUCUGGCUGCAUUCUGUCGUGUGCAUGAGAUUGCUGCAUCGAAAGAUAUGGUUUCCAAGAUUCCGUUGAUAGUGGAAAUAAUGCCAGUAUCAGGUUCGCCCGUUCUUGAAGAGUGCUAUGAGUUUUUAUAUCUGGUAACAACUUCGUGUGAGGAUGGAGCCACCACACUGUAUGAGUCUGGAGGCAUGAAAGUGCUAGCUUCUCAAAUUAGUUCCUUGCCUGAUGGUUCUCAUAUGAUGGAGCUGGCUAUGAAAAUUGUACAAUCUAUGCUAGGCAAACUGUCUCAGGAUGUUAUUACCAAUAGCUAUGUCUCAGAGCUAUCAACGGUGGUGGCUACAGUAGCAAGACAAUUUGCUGUGUUGCACAAUUCUCUGAAAUUUGAAGCACUUCAUCUACUCUCUGACAUCUUCUCAUCAAAGUAUUCGGAACCACUUUGUGAUGCAUUGCGUCUAAUGGCAGGCAACAAAUGGCCAGAUUAUGUGCGUGCUGGGAUUGCGGGCAUUUUACAGAAUCGUGUAGCACCUGCUGAAAAGCUUCAUGCCCUUAUUUUGGCUGAAUCUGUGAUAUCUAUAAUGGGGGAAGGCUGGCUGCUCGGUCAGCCAAACUUAACCGAUGUACCAGAAUCCAUACCAGCUGACCGGUGCUUGCUGCUUGUCUUGGAGUCGGCAAGGGUUGAAGUUGCUGUUUUGCUGAAUGACCUGGCCUAUUUGAAAUAUGAAGCUUCCAAGGAUACUUCGACAACUGCUGAAAAUAUUAUCUUAAAGCAACGAAAUGUGGCAAUUGCCUUUUCCUUGAUAGAGAGGAUAAUCAAAUUGACAUCGACCAUGGAUGGAGAUGAAGGGAAUAUUAUUGGUGAAAAAACUUUAAUCAAGAUGAUCAAUGGGAUUAACGAGACGAUUAAUGUCGUUCUAGAGUAUCUACAAGAUGCCAAGGAACAUGGGCAAAAGAAAGGAAAUGAUCUUCUUGCAUCUGUACGAGUGGUUGGGAGCUAUCUUGCAGAAACACCUGAUGCAUGCAGAGAAAAAGUUAGAGAGCUUUUGAGCUAUAUGCUGACAAUUGAAGGUGAAGAUGAACCAAGCCCCUUUCACUCUGUAUCUUUUCUACUUCCAAUGAUCUGUCAAAUUACAAUGGAGAUUGAAGGAUGUGAAGCUUUGAUUUGUUCUGGAGGAUACAAAGCUGUUACAGAAUGCCUUGUAAAGCUGAUUGGACCAAGUGGUAACAUGUUUGGAGAUAAUGAUUGCACCUUCUUGGCAUGUGAUACAAUAUUGAAUUUGCUGUUGAAGAAAGAACAGGUGCAAUUUCAAAUGGAUGAAUCAACCUUCAUUGAUCUUUUGAAAGCCUUAGGAUAUUGGGCAGGGGAUGCUAAUGACCUCUCUGUUAUUAUCAUGGCUUCAAGCAUUUGUGCUCUGAUAUUUGAUUAUGCAUCAGAGGAGGCUCUUCUAAAUCAUCCCAACUUCGACAGUAACACUCUGCAUAAACUAUAUAAAAUGAUUGCAAGAAGUUUGGCUUCUUGUAAGCAGGUUCUGAGUUCUGAGGUGAUGGAGCAGGACUCAGAUUUGAAGCUGCUGGCGAGCAAUGAAAAUAUCAAUCUUUUGUCCCGCAAGGCAGUGACCAGGUUAACCACAUAUGAAGUAAAAGUGGCCAAGUUUUUCAAGAGUGACUGUAUCGGAGCCGUUGGUUUCAAGAAGUCAGGAAAAGGAAAGAUACAGGAAAGGGAGGCAGCAGGUUUUGGAAGAGUAUUCGCUUGGGGUCAAGACACCAAGAGAAACAAAUCCAAGGUUCAACGAUCAUCUCUUUUACUGUUGAUAUUUUGA
Molecule: messenger RNA, 2073 nt
Organism: Dovyalis caffra
Lineage: Eukaryota; Viridiplantae; Streptophyta; Magnoliopsida; Malpighiales; Salicaceae
Source: the annotation of a GenBank genome assembly